CGGUUCAGAUCUGUGGGUCAUUUACAUUUGUCUCUCACCCUUUAAAUAACCCAACAUAAGCCCUUGCUUUCUCACACUAGACUAAAUCUCAACACUGGGCUUUUAUUUCUUGGAUAUCAUCAAAUGGCCGGAGGCAAGAAGAUUAAGAUCGGAAUCAAUGGUUUUGGAAGGAUCGGUCGCUUGGUUGCUAGAGUUGCUCUGCAGAGGAACGAUGUUGAGCUUGUGGCUGUUAACGAUCCCUUCAUCACAACUGAUUACAUGACAUACAUGUUUAAGUACGAUACUGUUCACGGUCAGUGGAAACACCAUGAGGUGAAGAUUAAGGACCAAAAGACCCUUCUCUUCGAUGAGAAGCCAGUCACUGUUUUCGGUAUCAGAAACCCUGAGGAGAUUCCAUGGGCUGAGACCGGUGCCGAGUUUGUUGUUGAGUCAACUGGAGUGUUCACUGACAAGGAGAAGGCUGCUGCUCACUUGAAGGGUGGUGCCAAGAAGGUUGUUAUUUCGGCCCCAAGCAAAGAUGCUCCCAUGUUUGUUGUGGGUGUAAAUGAGAAAGAAUACAAGCCAGAACUUAACAUUGUUUCAAAUGCAAGCUGCACAACAAACUGCCUUGCUCCUCUCGCAAAGGUUAUCAAUGACAGAUUUGGAAUUGUUGAGGGUCUUAUGACCACUGUCCACUCCAUCACUGCCACCCAGAAGACUGUUGAUGGACCAUCAAUGAAGGACUGGAGAGGUGGUAGAGCCGCAUCCUUCAACAUCAUCCCCAGCAGCACUGGAGCUGCCAAGGCUGUCGGAAAAGUUCUGCCUUCCCUCAAUGGCAAAUUGACUGGCAUGUCUUUCCGUGUUCCUACAGUUGAUGUUUCAGUUGUGGACCUUACUGUCAGACUUGAGAUGGAGGCAACCUAUGAGGAAAUCAAAGCUGCCAUCAAAGAAGAGUCUGAGGGCAAGCUUAAGGGCAUUUUGGGAUACACUGAAGAAGAUGUUGUAUCCACUGAUUUCGUGGGUGACAGCAGGUCAAGCAUUUUCGAUGCCAAGGCUGGUAUUGCUUUGAACAAAAAAUUUGUGAAACUUGUCUCUUGGUAUGACAAUGAAUGGGGAUACAGUUCACGCGUGAUUGACUUGAUUGUCCACAUGGCAUCAACUGCUUAAAAAGGUUGAGGAUAAUCCGAGGCUCUUUUUUUCGUGUUUUGUUUGAGCUACUGGAAUAAACAUGAGUUGUGUUUUUGUUUAGAUGCUUAGCCUUGAAUCUCGGAUUUUCUCAUUUUCUUUCACAUUUUGGGGAUUUCGAAGGGGACAAUGAACAAUUUCAUGGUUUUAUAAGCAAUAGAUGUUUGGUCUAUAUAUAUGAAUGACUCAGUGGUUCUGUCUGUAUAAAGACAGAAACCCGUAAGAUGUCGAACUCUCUUCAUUUCAAUAAUCAAAGCAGAUUGUGUUAUUUCAUGAAAA
Messenger RNA from Mangifera indica (mango), 1443 nucleotides. RefSeq names its product glyceraldehyde-3-phosphate dehydrogenase, cytosolic. The transcript has 11 exons. The record is from RefSeq and is a predicted model, not a curated record. Gene Ontology annotation, molecular function: NADP binding; oxidoreductase activity, acting on the aldehyde or oxo group of donors, NAD or NADP as acceptor; NAD binding. The coding region runs from base 124 to 1146 and encodes 340 amino acids. NCBI's taxonomy places the organism in Eukaryota, Viridiplantae, Streptophyta, Magnoliopsida, Sapindales, Anacardiaceae. Gene Ontology annotation, biological process: glucose metabolic process.